UUUCCGGUUGGCAAGAUGGUGGCGCGCAGGAGGAAGCGUGGGGAGCGGGACUCCGAGCAGGGGAUUCCGAGCCCCCCGGGUUACUCAGCCAUUCCGAUCAAGUUCUCAGAAAAGCAGCAGGCUUUUCACUACCUCUAUGUGAGAGAGCACAGAGUUCGAGAAGGCACCAAGUCUUCCUGGCCUCAGAAGCGGACCCUCUUUGUCCUCAAUGUGCCCCCAUACUGCACAGAGUCUGUGCAGUUACAGGAGAAGCCAGAACUUGCUGACAGCCCAAAGGAGCCAAAAUCAAAGUUUUUUCACCCCACGCCCAUUCCGGGCUUCCAGGUAGCCUACGUGGUGUUCCAGAAGCCAGGUGGGGUGUCUGCUGCCUUAGUCCUGAAGGGCCCUUUGCUGGUUUCAACAGAGAGUCACCCUGUGAAGAGCGGCAUUCACAAGUGGAUCAGCAACUACACAGACUCAGUGCCAGACCCUGAGGCCUUGAGGGUCGAGGUGGACACGUUCAUGGAGGCGUAUGACAAGAGGGUAGCUGAGGAGGAGGCUAAGGCCAAGGAGGAGGACGGGGUUCCAGACGAGGAGGGCUGGGUGAAGGUGACCCGCCGGGGCCGGCGGCCCGUGCUGCCGCGGACAGAGGCGGCUAGCCUGCGGGUGCUGGAGAGGGAGAGACGGAAGCGCGCCCGCAAGGAGCUGCUCAACUUUUACGCCUGGCAGCACCGAGAGACCAAGAUGGAGCAUCUAGCCCAGCUGCGCAAGAAGUUUGAGGAAGACAAGCAGCGGAUUGAACUGAUGCGGGCACAGCGCAAGUUCCGACCCUACUGAGCUGAGCUGGUCCUGGAGCCCCAUGGAAAAGGGCAGCGAACGGUGGCGGUGCACUGCCAGGGAGGACCUGAAGACCUGGAAAAUUCGCCCAGACUGCCCAGGCCCAGGGGCUGCCAGAUCCGGGCCCACACGGGUGGAGGGGGAAAGACAGGGCCCUCCCGUGCUUCUGGUGCGCACGUUGGGCAUCGUGCUGGCGAGGCCUGCCCAGCGUGAGGGCGUGGGCCGCCGGGAGCCACCAGCCCAGGCCACAGUUGUUUCCUUCUCCUGGUCUCUCUGUUCCCAGCCUGCCCCUGGCCUUCCCUUUCCAGCUGGGUGUGUCUCCCUUCCCCUCAGUGGAAGAGCCCCUCAGAAGCAGUGAGAAUACAAGAACCGCUUUAUUUUUCAUCCACUGGGCAGUCACCUGGCUACUCCUCCCUUCUUCCGCUACCCGCUCUCUGCAGAUUAUCAGCCAUGAAACAGACAAUGCCCCCAAAUCCAAACAGGGUCUUGAAGUCAGAAAUGUUAAAAGAAUCUUGCCCUGCGUUCCCCCCGCCCCAAAUCCUGCCCAGGGUUCUCUGCCUCAGCACCUGCUGGGCUUCAGACCAGUGAGGCCUGUCCCCACCACACCCAGUCUGGCUGGGGGGCCUGCCACUAGGGAUCUGGGCGCUGGGUGGUGGGCACCAGGUCUCCGAAGGCCCAGGCUACGGCUCGUGUGGUGCUGUCUCCUUGCUCAGCAGAAAGGUGCUGAUGAUACCGGCCACGUUCUGGGGUUGGUUCAGGUGGACAUAAUGGUUGUCCGGGACUUGUAUGUACUGGAACCGCUGGAGAGGGGAGGGCAUGCUUGAUGAGGCGUAGCCCUUCUGGUGUGCUGGGGCCCUCCCAGGGCUUGCUGCCUCCCGGUGGUUCCAAAGGGUGCCCCACAGUGAACCACUGGGCAGACUGACCCACAGCUCCCCGGUCACACACUGACUAAGUCAGAGCCUGGCUCAGAGUCCGCGAGAAGGGCCUGAUUCAGGGGGAGAAAUGUCCAAACCCUGGAUUUCUGGGCCAUUCUGAGUUGUGAGGUUGUAGAGCUAGGCAUGGGAGGUGCCAGUAGUCAAGGGUGCUGCUGGUUCUGAUAAUUCUGUAAGGUCAGCUUGAAAGAAUGAGCAGCCUUUCAAACUUGAUCCUCCCUGGGAGACAGGAAGGCACUGCAGGCUGGUCACACACAGCUUGCCUUUGGUGGUGAUGCUGAGGUCUGCAGAGGCCCAGGGUCAGGUGUUUACAGCAGAUGAAGGUCAAAGUGCCAGGUGCUCCCAGGGACAAAGCCCAGGCCCCACUGAUGAUCAUCUGCUCACUCUAGAAAUGAUGGGAUGGCCUCUGGCCAAGUUGGACCUGGGCUGUGGGAUGUAUGUGGACAGUAACAGUGGGGCACUCUGCCAAUAAAAUGUGUUUCCUGUGCUGAGUUAAAUGUGAGCUCCAGGGGCUGACCCCCAUGGGGAGUGAGGCCUGUAGCUCCUGCCAGUCCCCCAUCAGACGUGGGGCUGGACCAGAGGUCCUAGU
Zalophus californianus (California sea lion) is the source of this 2337-nucleotide messenger RNA. It is a transcript of the gene RRP7A, whose product is annotated as ribosomal RNA processing 7 homolog A. The transcript has 7 exons. Gene Ontology annotation, molecular function: nucleic acid binding. Lineage: Eukaryota; Metazoa; Chordata; Mammalia; Carnivora; Otariidae. The record is from RefSeq and is a predicted model, not a curated record. Gene Ontology annotation, cellular component: UTP-C complex; CURI complex. Bases 16 to 816 code for a protein of 266 amino acids. Gene Ontology annotation, biological process: ribosomal small subunit assembly; rRNA processing.